Molecule: messenger RNA, 3876 nt
Organism: Orycteropus afer afer
Lineage: Eukaryota; Metazoa; Chordata; Mammalia; Tubulidentata; Orycteropodidae
Gene: RPGRIP1
Product: RPGR interacting protein 1
Exons: 26
Biological process (GO): retinal rod cell development; non-motile cilium assembly
Cellular component (GO): photoreceptor connecting cilium
Molecular function (GO): thromboxane A2 receptor binding
Source: RefSeq, a predicted model, not a curated record
AUGUCACAUUUUCUGGUGGAUGAUACAUCAGGAGACCGACCAGUUAGAGACACGGACUCAGUACCUCUAAUGAUGCCAGCCUGGAAAGGUAAAAAUAUAAAAACUCAACCAUCCUUGAGCAAGAUGAGCAGGGAUGAAUUGGAAGACAGUUUCCUUCGACUCCGUGAAGAGCACAUGCUGGUGAAGACAUUUUCUUGGAAGCAACAGGAUGAGAUCAAAAGGUAUCUCAAGACGACCUUGCUUCGGUUGAGCGCUGUGGGUCGGGACCUGCGGGCCCAGGCGGCGGCGGAGCAGCUCCCGGAGCCGGCAGGGCGGCAGGGGAACGUGGAGUGGCAGCAGCGCCCUGCGAUGCACCGCUGUCUCCCGAUGCCCAACCAGCUGCAGCAGCAGAUCCUGCGCUCCUGCAGGUCUUCCAGGCCCGCCCAACCUCGUGCCCACGUGGAGCGCAGACAGUGCCACACCGCCAAAACCCCGGUGCCUGAGAAACCCAGGAGAGGGCCAAAAGACAGACUGAGCUACACAGCCCCUCCUACAUUCAAGGGGGAUCUGACAAAUGAAAAAACUGUAGCUGAAAUAUCCAGUGAACCCAGCAAACUGUAAGUUCUUUCGUUUAUCCUGUUACAAUUUCUUUCAACAAAGCCAUAAUUACAACUAAACUCACGCCUAUGCAUACCUAGCGGAGCCCACAGUAUGACCAGCAAUACAAUGCAAGUAGAAGAACCAUCGAUGUCUCCUGAGAAAAUGUGGUCCAAAGAUGAAGAUUUUGAACAGAGAAGUUCAUCAGAGUGUGCUCAGAAGGCCACAGAGCUUCGAGCUUCCAUCAGGGAGAAUAUAGAGCUGAUUCGACUUAAGAAGCUCUUACAUGAAAGGAACGCCUCACUGGUAGUGACAAAAACACAAUUAACAGAAGUUCAAGAGGCAUAUGAAACCCUGCUCCAGAAGAAUCAGGGAAUCCUGGGUGUAGCUCAUGAUGCCCUCCUCGGCCAGGUGAAUGAGCUCAGGGCAGAGCUGAAGGAGGAGAGCAAAAAGGCUGUGAGCUUGAAGACCCAACUGGAAGAUGUAGCUAUCCUGCAAGUGUCUCUGAAGGAGUUUCAGGAGAGAGUUGAAGAUUUGGAAAAAGAACGAAAAUUGCUGAAUGACAAUUAUGAGAAACUCUUAGAAAACAUGCUGAACAGCAGUACUGCGCCUCACUGGGACAAUGAGCUUGUAGGAGAGCAGCUACAGGAGAAAGUCUCUCAGUUGCAGGAUCACCUGAAUGCUGAGCUGGAGGAGAAGAGAAAUAUCUUACUUCAGCUGAGCAAAGAGAAAGCUGAAAACCAGGAUCUGAAGCUUGAAGUUACCGACUUGCUUCUGAAGCAUCAACAGGAAGUAGAGAUUCUACAAAAGAAAAACACAAUUUCCCAAUCUUCAGAAGAGCAGUCAGAACCACUCACGCACUCAGCUCAAUUCCAAGAAACUGCUCAGAUAGAGCCCUAUGAAUCAAGAAACCAAGAAGAGCAGAAACUUUCCCAAAUGUUAAGUGAAUUGCAAGCAUCACAUGCAGAGACCACAUUGGAACUGGAUAAGACCAGAGACAUGCUUCUUCUGCAGCGCCAAAUCAACGAGUGUUAUCAGGAGGAACUGGAGGCAUUGAUGAGAAAAGCUGAUAAUGAAAAUAAAGAUAGCAAAGAGAAACUGGAGAGGUUAAAUCAACUCCUAGACCUCAAGACCAAUCGUAUCAAGCAGCUGGAAGAUAUUUUAAGAAGCCAUGGCCUUCCAACAUCUGAACAGCUGAAAGAUAUGGCUUAUGGCACUCGACAGUUGCCAUUAUGUCUGGAAACACUACCAGCCAAUAGAGAUGAGGAUAAAGUGGACAUUUCUCUGCUGCAUCAAGGUGAAACUCUUUUUGAACUGCACCUCCAUCAGGCCUUCCUGACAUCUGCUGCACUGGCUCAGGCUGGAGAUAUCCAACCUACCACUUUUUGUACUUAUUCCUUCUAUGAUUUUGAGACUCACUGUACUCCACUGGCUGUGGGGUCACAGCCUCUGUAUGACUUCACCUCUCAGUAUGUGGUGGAGACAGACUCCCUUUUCUUGCGCUACCUUCAAGGGGCUUCAGUCUGGAUAGAUCUUCACCAGGCUAUAGCCAGUGAGCACCACACCCUUGCAGCUGGAUGGAUUUGCUUUGAUAGGGUACUGAACACUGUGGAGAGAGUCCAUGGCACUACCACACUUACUGGAGCUGGUGGAGAAGACUUUGGAGCGCUAGAGUAUUGGAUGAAGCUUCACUUCCCCGUAAGAGCCAGACUACAGGCAUGCAGUAAGCAAAAGAAAGCUCAGGCCUACCUGUCAGCUAAUGUGCCUGAAGCCUGGGAGACCCAGGAGGAGAUGGAGUCCAGAUCACAGGCUUGGAAACAUCAGAAUGAGCUGUGGGUGGAGAUCAUCAGGUGCUGCGACCUCCGGAGUCGUCGGCUGGGAACCCAACCCAGUCCCUAUGCCAUGUACCGCUUCUUCACUUUUGCUGACCAUGACACUGCCAUCAUUCCAGCCAGUAACAAUCCCUAUUUUAGAGACCAGGCGCGAUUCCCUGUGCUUGUGACCUCUGAGCUGAAUCAGUAUCUGAAGCAGGAAGCCCUACUUGUGUAUGUUUUUGAUGAUGAAGACUCAGAGCCUGGCUCAUACCUUGGCCAAGUGCAAGUGCCCUUGCUACCUCUUGCACAAAACAAAUCCAUUGAAGGUGAUUUUAACCUUACUGACCCUGUGGGGAAACCCAAUGGAUCUAUUGAGAUGAAAGUGAAUUGGAAGUCUCAAUACCUGCCCCCAGAGAACUUCCUAAAACCAGAAGAUCAUACUGAGGAGAAUGACAUCAAGGACAGUUUAGAGACCUUAUCUGAAGAAGAAAUGGCUUCCUUUUCUCCCCAGGACAACACGGCAUCUGUUGAGAUUCCCAUUGAAGCUGGCCAAUAUCAAGUAAAAAGAAAACCUUUUCAUAUGGGAGAAAGAAAGGAAAAGCACCGCCAGAUUGAGACCUACUCAAGAAGAAAACAUGGCAAAAGAGCAGGGAUCCAAGGAAAGAACAGAAUGGAGUAUCUUAGUCGAACUGUCUUUGGUGGAAAUUUACUACAGCAGAUGAACUACACUGAGUGGAAAUUCUCAGGGCUUAAAGUCUCCACAGAUGAUGAUGUGAAAACCAAUCAGCCUAUGGAAGAGGCUGUGACAUCAGCCUGCUCAGCAUUAAACCAGAAGGAAGAACUGCAUCCGGUUAAUUGUAGAGAAUCCAGUGAAGAAGCUUCUGAAGUCAGUGAAACACAAACUACAGAUAGUGAUGAUGUCAUAGUGAUACCAUUAUCUCAAAAAUAUCUUAAGGCAGCUUCAGAGAAGAUGUGCAUUGAAAUUGUCUCCCUGGCCUUCUACCCAGAGGCUGAAGUGAUGUCUGAUGAAAACGUAAAACAAGUGUAUGUUGAGUACAGAUUCUACGAUCUGCCCUUGGCAGAGACAGAGACUCCAAUAUCCCUGAGGAAGCCGAGAGCAGGCGAAGAGAUUUACUUCCACUUUAGCAAGGUGAUAGACCUGGACCCGAUGAAGCAAAAAGGUCGAAGGCAAUUUCUUUACACCAUGUUGAAUGGACAAGAUCCUGAGCAAGGACAUUUAAAGUUUACAGUGGUGAGUGAUCCUAUGGAUGACGAAGAGAAUGAAUGUCAAGAAGUGGGAUAUGCAUAUCUUGACCUGUGGCAGAUCCUGGAAUCAGGAAGAGACAUUGUACAGCAAGAGUUAGACAUUGUUAGCCCAGAAGACCAGGCCACCCUAAUAGGAAUGCUGAAGGUUUCCCUUCAAGCUGCUGCUGCCCUCCAUGCUAUUUACAACGAGAUGACUGAAGAUGAAGAUUUGUUUCUAUGA